This is a messenger RNA of Aspergillus puulaauensis, 441 nucleotides long. RefSeq lists its product as uncharacterized. NCBI's taxonomy places the organism in Eukaryota, Fungi, Ascomycota, Eurotiomycetes, Eurotiales, Aspergillaceae. The record is from RefSeq and is a predicted model, not a curated record. The coding region runs from base 1 to 441 and encodes 146 amino acids. The transcript has 2 exons.
AUGUCGCCUUUGCCAGUCAUAGCGUGCGGCAGCACGAACCCGCAAGUCUUCGACGCUGUCAAACCUCUCUACCUACCCGAGUACGAAAUUAUCCAUAAUGUCACCAGCACCUCCUCCGGCAUCGUUGAGCUCCCACACGUGCUACAAGGACGCAGUCCUCCUAUCCUGGACGAGGAAGAGCCCAACCGCGGGACCGGGGAUUAUUCAAAGCCACCUGUAGCUGUGUUUGCAGGUGCUCUGUACAGCGACUGGGAUGUGAACAAGAUGCGUGAGGCAUGCCAGGGGAUCAGCUCUAUUCCUUGGUUGAAGAUGGAUAUGGAUGUGCCUAAACCCCCGCUGGGACCGGGGUAUGCGGAACAUGUCGUGCAGAGGGUCAAGGCGUGCAUGAAAAGGAUUGAAGCAGAGGGGAUGCUGGGAAAAGAUGGCUUGUGGCUUUAUUGA